This is a messenger RNA of Microthlaspi erraticum, 759 nucleotides long. NCBI's taxonomy places the organism in Eukaryota, Viridiplantae, Streptophyta, Magnoliopsida, Brassicales, Brassicaceae. The record is from the annotation of a GenBank genome assembly.
AUGGAGGGGAAGACACCGAUUAUUAUUCCACAGCUAAGAGAACAUGUCGAUGAUUUUCUGAUGGAAGCAUUUGCGGCCAACUCACAAAAGCUGGGAGGGCAGGGAAAACAGGACAAUGCAAAGGUGAGGCCUACUCGAGACAUCUAUUUGUCACCGAACCAAAUUCAUCCUAGGUCUGCCGGGAAACGGAAAAAGAAAGCCGGUAACCAUCCUGAGGCGACGUAUGAUCCUUUUGAGAAGGUGGAUAGAAAGAAGCAAGUUGCGCUAGUCGAAUAUGUGAAGACAGAUUUGGAUAACCCUAUUGAAAGUAGCAGUCCAGAGGUAGAUUUCUACCUAACCUUAAUGACACCCAAAAAACAGUGGGUCAUAGAUGAAUACGGCUGGCUUUCCGAUAUGCAUAUGGUCGUGGGUAUGAGCAUAUGGUCAUUGCGUAGCCCGUGUCCAAAUAGAAAUGAGAGAAUUGCUUUCCUCGACCCUCAGUUCACCAGUUUGUGGUGUAUGCAGUACAUAAAUAACUAUCUUGGCCUCGAGAAGACAUGGAAAUUCCCUAUUGGAUUCGAGAAACAUUACAACGUUCUUGGACGUAGUUUCACCGGCAUCAAUGACACGAAUGUGGGUGACAUCCGUCUCAAGUACGCUGCUGAGAUGAAGAAUGAGGUGGCCUUGUCUGACUUCGUGAAAAUGACAAGCCCGUACCCGCGCGGUACAUCUGAUGAUGAUCGGUCGGGGCGGCAGAUUGAUUCGUUGGAUUCGUUGUAA